AUGGACAAGAGCCGCUUCUGCAAACUUCUCCGUGACAGAGAGGAAGGCGGGAGCCCACAGACGGACUGGCCGACGGAGCCCGGGACAGGGAGAGCCUCAGAUGCAGGGGCAGACGACGCCAGGCGGGACUGGGGCCCCGACCACCCACGCAGCUCCGGCACAUCAGCACCCAGACCGGGAGGCACCGUCCAGCAAGGUGCCUGCCAUGGUCAGCCUCGUCCCAACCCCCUCGGAGGACCCCACCCCGGACAGUGUCUCGGGGUGACCUUCAACACAUCGGGGCCCUUCCUGCACGUCCAGGGCGCAGGGAUGAGACCCCCAACCGCUGGCCUGAGUGACAGUGAGGCUCCUCCUGGUGACCAAAAGCAGAGGCAGAAGGGCUGGGCAGUGAUGCCAAUCGAGGAGCCGCGCAAUUCCUUCUGUCUGGAAGCAAAGGGCGAUGCUAACUAA
Molecule: messenger RNA, 450 nt
Organism: Rangifer tarandus platyrhynchus (Svalbard reindeer)
Lineage: Eukaryota; Metazoa; Chordata; Mammalia; Artiodactyla; Cervidae
Source: the annotation of a GenBank genome assembly